Molecule: messenger RNA, 1875 nt
Organism: Triticum dicoccoides
Lineage: Eukaryota; Viridiplantae; Streptophyta; Magnoliopsida; Poales; Poaceae
Product: chaperone protein ClpB1-like
Exons: 6
Coding region: 1-1875 (624 amino acids)
Biological process (GO): cellular response to heat
Cellular component (GO): cytoplasm
Molecular function (GO): ATP binding; ATP hydrolysis activity
Source: RefSeq, a predicted model, not a curated record
AUGGGGGAGGGGGAGAAGGCCAUGAUCAGAGUAUUGUCCGUCACUGCCGUUGGAUUGGCCUGUACAGCGUUGAGGCUGUACGAGGAAGAGCUCAGGUCCCUCUUCACCUCCAGGCCGGCCUUCCUCAAGACCUUGGACCCCGCCGGGGCUGAUCCGGUCAUCGGCCGCGACGACGAGAUCGACCGCGUCAUCUGCAUCCUCUGCGGCCGGACCAAGAACUGCGCCGUGCUUGUCGGGGCGGCCGGCGUCGGCAAGACGGCCAUCGUCGAGGGCCUCGCCCAGCGCAUCGCAGCUGGGGCGGUCCCCGCCGCGCUCGCCGGGGCCCGCGUGGCGGAGCUCGACGUCGGGGCGAUGGUCGCGGGGACUCAGUGGCGCGGCAUGUUUGAGCAGCGCUUGAAGGAUGCCAUCAAGCUGGUGGAGGAUGCCCGUGGCAAGCUCAUCCUCUUCAUAGACGAGAUGCACAUGAUUGUUGGUGCUGGCGACCGAGACGGCACCGGGGACGCCGCCAACAUCCUCAAGCCGGCGUUGGCCCGUGGCCGCAUCCGUUGCAUAGGCGCUACCACAUCCGAAGAGUACCGCAGAUACAUCCAGAAGGAUGCGGCGCUCGAUCGGCGGUUCCAAAGGGUUGAUGUCGAGGAGCCGAGCGUGCCGGCGACCGUUGCCAUCCUGCAGGGGUUGAAGCACCGGUACCAAGACCACCAUGGACUGACAAUUCGCGACGAUGCUCUUGCUGCUGCUGCGCAGCUCGCUGGCCGCUAUAUUACCGGUCGCCAGUUUCCUGAUAAAGCAAUUGAUUUGAUGGACGAGGCAUGCACUACCGUGAAGUUGCAUAAGCAAAAAGAAGUUCAAAAUAAGGAUACUAACACUAUAAAUGCACCGGAAGAGUUAACCGUUGGUCCAUGCCAUAUUGCCCAGGUUGUGAGCCGAUGGACUAAAAUUCCGAUCACCACACUUGGUCGAGAGGAAGAGAAGUUGAGCCACCUAGCAGACAGAUUGCAUGAGAGGAUUGUUGGACAGUAUGAAGCGGUUAAUUUGGUUGCCCAAGAAGUGCUACGUUCUAGGGUCGGGUUUGAUCAAUCUGGCCAACCAAUUGGCUCUUUCCUCUUUUUGGGCCCGGCUGGUGUUGGAAAGACAGAGCUUGCGAAAGCACUUGCCGAUAAGUUGUUUGACAAUGAGAAGGCAUUAGUCCGCUUUGACAUGUCUGAAUAUGCCGAUAGUGGUUCUGUGUUACGUCUCAUUGGAGGACCUCGAAGCUACGAAGAAGAUGGACAACUCACCGAGAAAGUCAGGAGCCAACCGUAUAGCGUUGUUCUUUUUGAUGAGGCGGAUAAGGCACAUCCUUCGAUAUUCAAGGUUCUCAUUCAACUCCUUGAUGAUGGCAUGCUGGUUGAUGGGAAAGGACGCAACAUAAAUUUCAAGAACACUAUCAUCAUCAUGAGCUCAACUCUAGGAGCAGAGAACCUGUCAGCUAGAAUGGCUGGAGAAAACAUAGAAACUGCACGAGAUCUUCUCAGGAAACAGGUCGAGAAACGCUUUAAGCCUGAAUUUCUCAACAAACUGAGUGAAAUUGUGAUGUUUGAGCCGCUUUCACACGAUGAACUGAGGAAGAUCACGAGAAUCCAGAUGAAGAGGGUCAUUGAUACGGCAGCUUAUAAGGGCAUCUCUCUGCUUGUAACAGAUGCCGCAUUGGAUGUCAUUUGGUCAGAAGCACACGACACGGUGUAUGGCGCAAGGCCUAUUAAAAGGUGGAUGAAGAAAAAUGUGACAAGAGUUCUUGUGGACAUGCUGGUCAAUGGAGAAGCAUGUCAAGGCUCGACCAUCUCCAUCGAUGCCGCUGACGAUAAUAAGGAGCUGAAAUACCAGGUACAGAAGUAG